CGGGUUAAGGAUAUGCGAAAGAAAGACUUAGUCUAUCAACGUGCAUAAUGGCUUUUUAUGACGUCGUUGUGUUUGAUUACGAUGACAGCAACGACACUGGGUCAGGAGACACUGACUUCGCCGGAGAAUUGUGUGAUAUAGCAGUCAGCCAUGAUUUUCAAAGGAUUUUUCUGCCCAUUGUAUACGGAAUUAUCUUCAUUCUUGGAAUCGUGGGCAAUGGACUGGUGGUGAUUGUGAUGGGCUACCAGAAGAAGUCAAAAAACAUGACUGACAAAUACCGGCUACAUCUCUCCAUCGCUGACCUCUUGUUUGUCCUCACGCUGCCCUUCUGGGCAGUGGAUGCAGCCAGCAGUUGGUACUUCGGAGGCUUUCUCUGUGUUGCUGUGCACAUGAUCCACACUAUUAACCUGUACAGCAGCGUGCUUAUUUUGGCUUUCAUUAGCCUCGACAGAUAUCUGGCAGUUGUGCGCGCGACGAACAGUCUGUCAGCCAGAAGAUUACUUGCAGAGCGCGUUAUUUACAUAGGAGUGUGGCUGCCUGCUGCCCUUCUCACGGUGCCUGAUCUGGUGUUUGCCAAAGCGCACGUUACGGGCACGAGGAUCAGCUGCGACCGAAUCUAUCCGGAGGAGGGCAACGUUAUAUGGAGGGCUGCUUUUCAUUUUCAAUACGUUCUCGUGGGCUUUGUGCUACCGGGUCUCAUAAUUCUUAUCUGCUACUGUAUCAUUAUCUGCAAGUUGUCCAAUGGCUCCAAGAGUAAGAUACAGAAGAAGAAGGCACUGAAGACCACAGUCAUCCUCAUCCUCUGCUUUUUCAUCUGCUGGCUUCCCUAUUGUGUUGGCAUUUUAGUGGACUCCCUACUGACGCUGAAUGUAAUCUCCCUUAGCUGUACUCUGGAGGCGAGUCUACAAAAGUGGAUCCUAAUCACAGAGGCCCUGGCAUACUUCCACUGUUGUCUGAACCCCAUUCUCUACGCUUUCCUUGGAGUGAAGUUCAAGAAAUCUGCCUGUAAUGCACUGAGCUUGAGCAGUCGAUCAAGUCACAAGAUUCUGACCAAGAAGAGGGGACCAAUUUCUUCUGUAUCCACAGAAUCCGAAUCCUCCAGUGCUUUGUCCAGCUAACAUACUCUUGAUUUACGUUCAGUUCCCCGUAAGGAUUUUCAUAAGCUUUAUUUUUGCCCCAGGAGACAACUACAACUACUGUAUAUUUGUAAACACUUUGUAAUGCUAUGAUAUGCAAGUUGCAUCUACUAAACUUUUUCUAUUCAGUAUCAUAAUUUAAUCUUUUACAUUUUCUUAGUAAUAUUAAAAUACCCAAUCUAUAGUCAUAGCCAUAGCAGUCAGCUUUAAAUAAUAUUUUCACAAAAAAGAGAAGACAUUCCCUUUCACAUAUGAUCCUCCUCUGGGUAUUAAUCAAGAGAUGUUUUGUAAAUUAUUUGUACAUAGACCAUUGUUUGGCUUUGUGUGUAGGCACUUAAUAUUUUCUGUUCCAUCUGAAGUUGUUAUUUAUUGAAAUGGUAGCUUACACUGAAAAAAACACGUUUUAUGUUUGCUGGUUUUCACACCAUUUCAUAACUGUUACUUCUUUGCUUGAUGUUCAUAAUAAAAUCUUAAAGUUUU
Chanos chanos (milkfish) is the source of this 1616-nucleotide messenger RNA. It is a transcript of the gene cxcr4b, whose product is annotated as chemokine (C-X-C motif), receptor 4b. Gene Ontology annotation, molecular function: C-C chemokine binding; C-C chemokine receptor activity. The record is from RefSeq and is a predicted model, not a curated record. Lineage: Eukaryota; Metazoa; Chordata; Actinopteri; Gonorynchiformes; Chanidae. Gene Ontology annotation, biological process: neurogenesis; brain development; positive regulation of cytosolic calcium ion concentration. Gene Ontology annotation, cellular component: membrane; external side of plasma membrane. Bases 48 to 1118 code for a protein of 356 amino acids. The transcript is spliced from 2 exons.